Vicugna pacos (alpaca) is the source of this 3079-nucleotide messenger RNA. RefSeq names its product WAP, follistatin/kazal, immunoglobulin, kunitz and netrin domain containing 2 (gene WFIKKN2). The record is from RefSeq and is a predicted model, not a curated record. Gene Ontology annotation, cellular component: extracellular region. NCBI's taxonomy places the organism in Eukaryota, Metazoa, Chordata, Mammalia, Artiodactyla, Camelidae. Gene Ontology annotation, molecular function: transforming growth factor beta binding; receptor antagonist activity; serine-type endopeptidase inhibitor activity. Gene Ontology annotation, biological process: transforming growth factor beta receptor signaling pathway.
GUGGGUGACCUUCUCCUGCGUAGGCGGGGGAUGAGAGAUGUCUGGAAGGUGCCUGGCUCUCCCUCAAUGCAGCCUUCAUGGUCGUUAGCGAGGGCGGCUCGGCUGCCCAGCACCGUCCUGAAACACUGACCACGUAGGUCCUCUUGGAGCCGGGAGUGUCAGUCGAGGAGCAGGAAUGUGAUCCGUCCCGGAGCCGGGGGAGCCGGAGCAUAUCUGGAGUGUGAGACCUAUGAGAAGUGCUGCCCCAACGUGUGUGGGACCAAGAGCUGUGUGGCGGCCCGCUACAUGGACGUGAAAGGGAAGAAGGGCCCGGUGGGCAUGCCCAAGGAGGCCACGUGCGACCACUUCAUGUGUCUGCAACAGGGCUCUGAAUGUGACAUCUGGGACGGCCAGCCCGUGUGCAAGUGCAGAGACCGCUGCGAGAAGGAGCCCAGUUUUACCUGCGCCUCUGACGGCCUCACCUACUAUAACCGCUGCUACAUGGACGCCGAGGCCUGCUCCAAGGGCAUCACCCUGGCCGUUGUCACCUGCCGCUAUCACUUCACCUGGCCCAACACCAGCCCCCCACCACCAGAGACCACGGUGCACCCCACCACAGCCUCCCUGGAGACCCCUGGGCUGGACCUGGCGGCCCCAGCUCUGCUCAACCACCCUGCGCACCAGUCGGUCACUGUGGGUGAGACAGUGAGCUUCCUGUGUGACGUGGUGGGUCGGCCCAGGCCUGAGAUCACCUGGGAGAAGCAGCUGGAGGAUCGGGAGAACGUGGUCAUGAGGCCCAACCACGUGCGAGGCAACGUGGUGGUCACCAACAUCGCCCAGCUGGUCAUUUACAACGCCCAGCUCCAGGACGCCGGCAUCUACACGUGCACCGCCCGCAACGCUGCUGGCGUCCUGCGGGCCGACUUCCCGCUGUCGGUGGUCAGGGGGGGUCAGGUUUCGGCCACCGCAGAGAGCAGCCCCAACGGCACGGCUUUCCCCGCAGCCGAGUGCCUGAAGCCCCCCGACAGUGAGGACUGCGGCGAGGAGCAGACCCGCUGGCACUUCGACGCCCAGGCCAACAACUGCCUGACCUUCACUUUCGGCCACUGCCACCGCAACCGCAACCACUUUGAGACCUACGAGGCCUGCGUGCUGGCCUGCAUGAGCGGGCCGCUGGCCGUGUGCAGCCUGCCCGCCCUGCAGGGGCCCUGCAAGGCCUACGCGCCCCGCUGGGCCUACAACAGCCAGUCGGGCCAGUGCCAGUCCUUCGUCUACGGCGGCUGCGAGGGCAACGGCAACAACUUUGAGAGCCGCGAGGCCUGCGAGGAGUCCUGCCCCUUCCCCCGGGGGAACCAGCGCUGCCGGGCCUGCAAGCCCAGGCAGAAGCUCGUCACCAGCUUCUGUCGGAGUGACUUUGUCAUCUUGGGCCGAGUCUCCGAGCUGACGGAGGAGCCUGACGCGGGGCGCGCCCUGGUGACAGUGGACGAGGUCCUAAAGGACGAGAAGAUGGGCCUCAAGUUCCUGGGCCGGGAGCCGCUGGAGGUCACUCUGCUCCACGUGGACUGGACCUGCCCCUGCCCCAACGUGACCGUGGGCGAGACACCACUUAUCAUCAUGGGCGAGGUGGAUGGCGGCAUGGCCACACUGCGGCCCGACAGCUUCGUGGGCGCGUCCAGCAGCCGGCGGGUCCGGAAGCUGCGUGAGGUCAUGCACAAGAAAACCUGCGAUGUCCUCAAGGAAUUCCUGGGCUUGCAGUGAAGCCCCCGCCCCUCCAGGCCCCUCCCUGACCCUCUCCCACCUACCCACCCAUCGUGCCCCUCAGUCAGCAAACUGGGCAAGGUCACACUAGACAGUCUUAGGCCAGCAGGGGAAUAGCAAUCAAUGCGUGAGAAAAAGGCCACAGAGAGUCUUAGAUCAACUUUUGUUCUUUGGGUUCAAUAACAGUAGGGGCCUGUGUCUUUUUCAGCUGAGGGAGACGAAAGGAGAAGUCAGCAGAUGCUUGGGCCUUAUAAUCUUCUCUUGGCUGCCCCCCACCCCCGGCUCUGCCCCUACCCAGCCUCCAGCCAGGAUUCUAGAGGUGGCAGCUGCAUGAUGGUCACAGGAAUAACUGAAGGAGUUGGUUUACAGAAAGGGUAGGUGGGGAUAGAAAGGAGGGCCCAGAAAUUCACUGGACAAGUUCCCCACAGCCCCCCGGAGCACUGUGAGCAGAACCAUCCUUCGUGGUGGGCAGGAAGCAGGAGGCAUGGUCCAGCCCAGCUCACAGCUUGCCCUGAGUGGAGGGUGCUGGGCUGGUGCCUUCGGGCAGCGUCCAGCCUGUGCUUCUGUCAAGAUGGCCCGACAGUGUCCGAGGCUACCUGAGCACCAGCAGAAUACAUGUUUCUCCUGUUUCUUUCUGGGUUUGUUGAUUGGUUUAUCGAUGAUUUAUUGAUUCAGUUCUGUUCAGUCCAACUCAGUGGACAUUUUCUGAACACUUAGUGGUGCUAAGACCACAGGGAGGUGUUGGUCACUGCCCAGCUCCUAGUGACUGAGCACAAAUGUCCAGAUCCCAGGGUUCCCCCAGAAGCCGACCCAUGGCUGGCCCUCCCAGCUUCAAGAGGUCCCAUUCACAGUGUGCUUUCCACUACCACUGGCUUCCUCGAACAUAAAGCAGAUAGAAGCCCCAGGAUCUGUUCUGGUGGGAAUAGAGAGGAAGAGGAAAAGCAGGCAGGGAAGAGGAUUGGUGAAGGAAUAAGAAGGGAGGCAGGCUGAGAGGCAGGCUUGGGAAGGAAAAGGAAUGUUGCUCGAUGCUCCCAUCUGGUGGCGGCCUCAGGAGCUGCAGGGACCUGGAGGGAGGCUCUAGGUGUGGCCUGGGAUAGCCAGCCGGUUUGGGGAUGUGGCAGCUUGUUGAUUUCUGUUUCUGGAUUUCCUGUGCAGGUCCCGCCACCCCACCACUAGGUAAAGAUUUGGGAAACCCACAGUCAGCUUUCAUCUCCCCCAUUCUCUCCUUAGCCCUUCACUCAGUCCAUGUCCCUCCGAUGCUGAAGAAGGUCGUUGUGGGGCGUUCUCGUUUCUUCCUCAAAUGUAGGGGGAAGAUACCAAUUAAAAGCUUGUAGUAUCAACA